CAGUGAUUCCAUAACCCUGCGCCAGAGGCAGCAGAAGACACCCCGGAGGAGCCGCGGGCGGCGGCGGGAGCGCGGCUGCCCCUGCCGGCCGGGCGGGCCGGGCGCUGCCGCCAUGUCGGAGGCCGCGGCGGCGAUGGCGGAGCCGCGGCUGCGGCGCAAGCAGCUGCUGAGCGCGGAGGAGGCGGAGCUGUUCGAGCUGGCGCAGGCGGCGGGCAGCGGGCUGGACCCGGAGGUGUUCCGGGUGCUGCUGGACCUGCUGCGCAUGAACGUGGCGCCGCUCGCCGUCUUCCAGGUGCUCAAGUCCAUGUGCGCCGGGCAGCGGCUGCCGCCGGGACCCGAGGGCGGAACCCCCGCUGCGCCGGCGCCGCUGCCCGCCGACACCCGAGAGUCCUCCGAGGACGGCCGGGACCCCGCCCCGCUCCUCCCCGCAUCCCGCCUGCGGCCGCCGCGGCUCUGGAGCCGGCCGCCGCUCUCCCGGGCCUCCCCCGCGGGCUGCCCGCCGCCCCGGGCCCUGCCCGCGCCUCCCGCCCGCCGCGCCGCGGGGAGGGGCGCCCGGGCCGGGCAGCCGGGCCCGAGGGGUGUCUGGGCCGGGCCGCGCGGGGCCCGCGCGGUGUGAGCCGCGGCCCGGGCGCCGGCGGGGAGGGACAGAGCUCUGUCACCUCCGGCCCGGCCCUGGCGUCUCCUGGCUGCUCUCCGCGCCCUUUUUUCUUGCUUUGUAGUCAUUUUAGGCAGCGGGGGCGGAGGAGCGGUGCGUUUUGCCGGGGCGGGGGAGGCUGCGGUCCCUUCGGCUGGGUUUUGCAGCCUCCUGGGUCUGCCCUCUCGGCCUUUAAAAAUCCCCCAAACUUAUUAAUACGCGAUGUUACACAAUGCUGCUUCACUUACAUCUGGCUCAAAAACCAGGAAAGUUUCUGGCAUUUUAGGAAUCCCUGGAAAACGAGGGGAGCUGCGAUGCUUCCUCUGUUUCAUCUUCAUACCGUGGGGUUUCUGCUGCUUGGCCAGUGGUUUCUGUCCCCAGGGGGAUGGUGGUGAGGUGGGAACAGCUGGUAUGGCCACUGCUUUUUGAAUAUGACUGUCUCUAAUUCUCGGUGGACAGUAACAGAUUUAGCCCUGAAGCUGUGCCAUUAUAGAUAUUGCUUUUUUUUUUUUUUUUUCCAAAUCAGUUCUAAUAAAACUUUUACUUCUUGAACUUC
Molecule: messenger RNA, 1190 nt
Organism: Apus apus (common swift)
Lineage: Eukaryota; Metazoa; Chordata; Aves; Apodiformes; Apodidae
Product: mitotic-spindle organizing protein 2-like
Exons: 3
Coding region: 113-616 (167 amino acids)
Cellular component (GO): centrosome; spindle
Source: RefSeq, a predicted model, not a curated record